AUGUCCCGGCAACUUUCGAUCCUUUGCUUCGGUAACUCGCUCACAGCUGGUUUCUAUUCGUACGGACUAGGGUAUAAUCCGUAUGCCAUCAAACUUAAGGAACACCUCGAACAUGAGUUUCUAGGCCUUGAUGUUCUUACCACUGUGGCUGGACAGCCUGGUGAUCUGGUGUGUCGCCCAGGAACAUUCCUUUCUCGCAUAGAAAUGAAGUGCGACAACAAUAAGUACGACUGGGUGAUAUUUCUGGGGGGUACAAAUGAUCUCGGCUACGGAUUCGACCCCGAAAAGAUUUACGCUGGCCUCCAAGAUUCUUGGGAUGUUGUCCUCCGGUCAGGUGCCAAGGUUCUGUCUUUGACUAUUCCCGAGUGCCAAGCCCGUGUCAGCAACCUGGAUCUGAGACGGUCGGCUCUCAACAAGCUCAUUCUUGAUCACAAGGCGGAACGAUACUAUGCGUUUGAUCUCUGCAGCAAGAUUCCAUACCACAGCGCGACAGAACAAUUUAUCGAGGAAAUCUUUGAUGAUGGGUUACAUCUCACAGCGAAAGGAUAUGAUUAUAUGGGACACGUUAUCGGCGAGCACUUGGCAGGCAUUCUGAAGGGGGAAGGCGAUGGCCAGGCACAGAAUGGAGAACUAUAA
Molecule: messenger RNA, 636 nt
Organism: Penicillium pulvis
Lineage: Eukaryota; Fungi; Ascomycota; Eurotiomycetes; Eurotiales; Aspergillaceae
Product: SGNH/GDSL hydrolase family protein
Exons: 3
Coding region: 1-636 (211 amino acids)
Molecular function (GO): phosphatidylcholine lysophospholipase A1 activity
Source: RefSeq, a predicted model, not a curated record